Molecule: messenger RNA, 1182 nt
Organism: Penicillium arizonense
Lineage: Eukaryota; Fungi; Ascomycota; Eurotiomycetes; Eurotiales; Aspergillaceae
Product: lipid-binding SYLF domain-containing protein
Exons: 4
Coding region: 1-1182 (393 amino acids)
Biological process (GO): actin cortical patch localization; actin filament bundle assembly
Cellular component (GO): actin cortical patch
Molecular function (GO): actin filament binding; phosphatidylinositol binding
Source: RefSeq, a predicted model, not a curated record
AUGACUGGCGUUGGCACAAUUCACACAUCGUCACUCACAAAAAGCGAGCAAGAGACUACUGCAUAUACCAUGAAAAAUCCACUGCACAACCCAUUACCAGCCUCGCUAUCUAGCGAGUGCAAGAAAGCAGCAGCAAUCCUAGAAUCCUUCAUCAACCCGAAACUCAAGAUCGACGGACAAAUACCAAGAAAGGUCUUCAAAGGGGCAAAGGGAAUCGCCAUCUUCACAGCCCUACGAGCUGGAUUCCUAGGCUCCGCCCGCUUCGGAUCAGGUUUAAUAAUCGCCCGCCUCCCAGAUGGAAGCUGGUCAGCCCCAUCAGCAAUGGGCAUGGGCGGCGUCGGAGCAGGCGGCCAAUUCGGCAUGGAAUUAACGGACUUUGUAUUCGUCCUGACGUCCGAUUCAGCAGUGAAAACAUUCAUGCAGGCUGGGAGUCUGACUCUUGGUGGGAAUAUCUCUGCGGCUUUCGGCCCUAUUGGUCGGAGUGCUGAGGCCGGGGGUGUGUUGGGGGUGAAGGGCGGUGCUGGGGUAUUUGCUUACUCGAAGACUCGUGGGUUGUAUGGUGGUGUUACGGUUGAAGGUGGUGUUAUUGCUGAGCGGGCUGAUGCCAAUAAGAAGUUUUAUGGGCGGAAGGUUAGGGCUGUUGAGCUUUUGGCUGGGCUUGUGCCUUCGCCGCCUGAAGCUGGGGUGCUUAUGGAUGUGCUGAAUGGGGACUUCUUUCUUGUUGAUGGAGCUGGUGCACCUUCUUCGGAGGGUCCGGGGCAGUUGGAUGCUCAGACUACUGGGGUUUCUGUUGGAGGUUCUAGCGAACAGCCACAAAGUGGUUCUGCUCCUGCGGCUGGGCAGGCACCAGCUACCGAGCGGGUUGCAGAGCAAGCGCCUCAACUUCCGGAAUUAUCCAAUUUUGAGAAUCUCGAUAUGGUCCAGGAGCCAAAUGUGCAGGGGCAUCUUCCUGUCGUUGAUCAAGGAUCGGCUGCAGAGCAAAAUGGGCAGCGAGAAACUCAGCCCACACAAUCUUCCAACAGUGCUCAUGAUCAUACUUGGGGAGAUACUGAACGCCUUGCUUCUAGUGUUCAACAAGAACCGUCCGAGAGAGCGAACAGAGAACAGGCAAAAGGGAAAGAGCUAUUGCCCGUUAAACCAGAUGAGCCAACUGAUGGGCCGAACAUCGAGCAUGCUCACUAA